Messenger RNA from Colossoma macropomum (tambaqui), 1967 nucleotides. It is a transcript of the gene bpifcl, whose product is annotated as BPI fold containing family C, like. Lineage: Eukaryota; Metazoa; Chordata; Actinopteri; Characiformes; Serrasalmidae. The record is from RefSeq and is a predicted model, not a curated record. Bases 122 to 1537 code for a protein of 471 amino acids. The transcript has 16 exons. Gene Ontology annotation, molecular function: lipid binding.
GUUUCAGAUGUUGAAUUAUAGAGGAAGUAGGAGCUGAAAAGACUAAUGAACAGAGCUCGCUGAACACACAGAGCUAUACACCCUGUGAAGACAACCACUGCUAAGGUUCUGUAGGUCAGGAAUGAAGGUGAAGAUGUGGUUGGUUGCUCUCCUCCUGAUAUCUGUAACACAAAUGCAUGCAGAGGACUCCGCAUUGCAAGCUGUUCUGUCACAGAAUGGACUGCAAAAAGCAAGUGAAUUGGGGACUUCCUGGCUGCAGAAUCAUAUAGGUAGAACUACCCUCCCAGAAGUCAGAGGAAAAGUGGAUAUCGGAAUUGGCUCCGUGGAGUACGUCCUCCAUGACAUGUCCAUUCAGAGCUGUGUUUUGCCGGUACCAUCAGUUGCCUUUUCAAAAGGAACCGGCGUGUCUCUGCAAGUGAGCGGAAUCUCCAUCAGCGUCAGGGGUCUUUGGAAUUUACACUUUGGCAUCAUUAAUGAUGACGGUUGGUUUGAAUUGGAUGUGUAUGCGAUCAGUCUCAACACGGUGUUGCAGUUGGGCAGUGAGGAAGAGCACGUCUCUAUUUCCACCGUCGUAUGUUCUGCUGAUGUGGGAAGUGUGCACGUGAAUUUCCAUGGAGGUGCAAGUUUUAUCUACCAACCCUUUGUAGAUAUGUUCAGCAAUCGUAUCAGAAAUGAGAUUCGUGCAAAGAUUUGCCCAGCAUUUCAACAAGGGAUUGGAGGUCUAGAGAGCCAUCUAGCUGCAAUGCCUGUUGCCGUCAAGAUGGGUUCGUAUGUAUAUAUGAACGUUUCUUUGACAGAAUCACCUCUGAUAAAAAGCACUGGACUUGAACUGAAUGUAAAGGGUGAGUUUUAUAGCAUCACCUCACCCUCAGAACCACCAUUUUUCCCCAAAUAUUUUGAGGUGCCAUGGCGAGAGGAUUACAUGGUGUCGCUGGGUGCAUCAGAGUUUUGUGUGAACUCAGCAGCAUAUGCCUUUCUGAGUGCUGGAGUGUUGCAAAUACUUAUCACAGAUGACAUGAUCCCCAAGGCCUCUCCCAUUCAUCUGAACACAAGCCAGUUUGGAAUCCUGAUUCCUCAGCUCCCCAAGAAGUAUCCAAACAUGCCAAUGCAAGUGCAGCUGUAUGCCAGUGAGACUCCACUGUUUUCCUUUAACAAAACAGUAAUAAAUGUCCACUUGUUAGCUUCAGCCAAAGCCUUUGCCAUAGGGCCAGAUUCUGCUGCAAUACCUCUCUUCAGACUAGAUGUGGAAAGCUCAAUCAGUGCCAAAGCCUACACUGACAAACAGCUGCUGAAGGGAGUUUUGGAAAUGAAAAAUUUCACUAUGACACUUGGAUCAACUGAGAUUGGUGAUUUCCCAAUUGGUCCAAUUGAGGGAAUGAUGAAGUUUGCAGUGACAACACUGGUACUUCCAAAGGUGAAUGCCCUACUGAAGGAUGGCAUUAUGGUGCCCUUUGUGACGGGUUACAACAUCAGUAAUUCAGUAAUGACCAUUGAAAAUGGUUUUGUGGCAAUUGCAGCUGACAUUAGCGUCCCCUAGGAUAGCUGGCAAUGAGGACAUCCUCUGGCUUCUAAACAUAUUUACUGUCAAGUAAAUUUAGUUUAGUACCCUAAAUAUGGGUGUCUACUGUAGCACUGAUCAAUGAAGUUAGCAUAGCUCAUAAGCUCCUGUGAUUAUGAACUGCAUUAAAUGCAUAAUGUUUUACCUACCUGACUUAUACAAUAGCCAGUUAAGUUACUGGAGUUUUUGUUUGUUUGUUUAAAAUGCAGUGUUUUUUACAUAAGAAAAAAUGGACAAAGCUACUUAAUGGUUUUGACAAUAAUAUAUUUUUAAAUUCUAAUUACAAAACAGUUUUCAUAAGAACCUGUGUACUCUUGCAUACAUUCUGACUGUCAUAAUGGACCUGUUUUAAAGAAGUCUGACUGUGGAUUACCAAUCAAGACACUGAAUGACAAAAAUAAAAAUUACA